Molecule: messenger RNA, 4379 nt
Organism: Melopsittacus undulatus (budgerigar)
Lineage: Eukaryota; Metazoa; Chordata; Aves; Psittaciformes; Psittaculidae
Gene: CWC22
Product: CWC22 spliceosome associated protein homolog
Exons: 20
Coding region: 293-3013 (906 amino acids)
Biological process (GO): mRNA splicing, via spliceosome
Cellular component (GO): catalytic step 2 spliceosome
Molecular function (GO): RNA binding; protein binding
Source: RefSeq, a predicted model, not a curated record
UUCCCCCGGGAGCUUGGGGAGCCGCCGAGCACCGCCCGCUCGCCCGACGGGUGCGCCCAUGGGUUGGGUGGUCGGGACCUCCCUUCGGAAGUUGCGGCUCAGCACAGAGCUCGGUGGCGAGCCGGGACCGGGCGCCGUGUGGCUGGGCCCGUGGAUAGGGCCUUGGCCUCCCGGCAGGUGUUCUCCAGCCGUUCUCUCCUGAGACAGAUGAAAUGGUUUUUGUAUGCUGAACCCCACCUUGGAUUGUCUCAUUGCUGCACAUUCAGAGUUUCACAAAAAGUAGGAAGUCAAGAUGAAGAGCAGGGUUACACAAGUAAAUCAUGGUUCCAGUUAUGAAAAGAAGGAAAACUACAGUUCACACCGAAGAAGUCUGUCUCCAGAGGACAGGGAUGUAGAGCGUGACAGGUCUCCAUCUCCCAGAAAGAGAAGAUAUUCUGAUGACAGCAGAUAUGAAUAUCAGGAAUAUUCAAGAAGGGAAUACUAUGAUGACAGAACUUCAGAAGGAAGAAGGAUGGAAAGGGGCAGAGACAGACACCAUGAGAAAUGGGAGGAGAGGGAAUCUGAUCGAAGGAAGAGAAGAUACUUAUCACCUGAUCAUAGGAGUCCAGAGAGAUCGACAGUCCAGAGCUCACUUGCUCAUGAUGAGACCUCUUCCAAGAAGAAGAAGGAAGAAGUGGAUCCUAUUCUUACUCGCACAGGUGGUGCAUAUAUUCCACCUGCCAAGCUCAGGAUGAUGCAAGAGCAAAUCACAGAUAAAAAUAGCUUGGCAUAUCAGAGGAUGAGUUGGGAAGCCUUGAAGAAGUCAAUCAAUGGUCUUGUCAAUAAAGUGAACGUUUCUAAUAUAGAAAAUAUCAUUCAUGAGCUUCUUCAGGAAAAUAUUGUUCGUGGAAGGGGGCUGCUAUCUAGAUCCAUUUUGCAAGCUCAGAGUGCCUCUCCAAUUUUCACCCAUGUUUAUGCAGCUCUAGUGGCAAUUAUCAACUCAAAAUUUCCAAAUAUCGGUGAAUUGAUUCUCAAGAGGUUGAUACUAAAUUUUCGCAAAGGAUACCGUAGAAAUGAUAAGCAACUUUGUCUAACAUCUUCAAAAUUUGUUGCACACUUGAUGAAUCAGAAUGUGGCUCAUGAGGUUUUAUGUUUGGAGAUGCUCACUUUGCUUCUUGAAAGGCCUACUGAUGACAGUAUUGAAGUAGCAAUUGGAUUUAUUAAAGAGAGUGGGCUGAAAUUAACAGAAGUUUCUCCUAGGGGUAUUAAUGCAAUCUUUGACCGUCUUCGACAUAUUCUGCAUGAAUCUAAAAUUGAUAUGCGUGUUCAAUAUAUGAUAGAAGUUAUGUUUGCUGUACGGAAGGAUGGCUUCAAGGAUCAUCCAAUCAUUCCAGAGGGAUUAGAUCUAGUGGAAGAGGAGGAUCAGUUUACUCAUAUGUUGCCAUUAGAAGAUGAGUACAACCCAGAGGAUGUUCUUAAUGUUUUCAAGAUGGAUCCGAACUUUAUGGAAAAUGAAGAGAAAUACAAAAUGCUGAAGAAAGAAAUUCUUGAUGAAGGUGACAGUGAAUCUGAAGCAGAUCAAGAGGCUGGAAGUAGUGAGGAGGAUGAAGAUGAUGAUGAAGAGGAGGGUGAAGAUGGUCAGAAAGUUACCGUGCAUGACAAAACAGAAAUUAACCUGGUUUCCUUUCGUCGUACAAUUUAUCUUGCUAUACAGUCAAGCUUAGACUUUGAAGAAUGUGCUCACAAAUUGUUGAAGAUGGACUUUCCGGAAAGUCAGACUAAAGAACUCUGCAAUAUGAUACUUGACUGCUGUGCUCAGCAAAGAACGUAUGAGAAAUUCUUCGGGUUACUGGCUGGGCGUUUCUGCAUGUUAAAAAAAGAAUAUAUGGAAUCCUUUGAAGCUAUUUUCAAAGAACAAUAUGAUACCAUUCAUCGUUUGGAAACGAACAAACUGAGAAAUGUUGCCAAGAUGUUUGCUCAUCUACUGCACACCGAUUCAAUUCCCUGGAGUGUCCUUGAAUGUAUAAUACUGAGUGAAGAAACUACCACAUCUUCCAGCAGAAUUUUUGUCAAAAUAUUCUUUCAGGAGCUCAGUGAAUAUAUGGGACUUCCUAAUUUAAAUGCAAGAUUAAAAGAUGAAACACUGCAGCCUUUCUUUGAGGGAUUACUGCCUCGGGAUAACCCAAGAAACACUCGCUUUGCCAUCAAUUUCUUCACUUCUAUUGGCCUUGGAGGACUAACGGAUGAAUUACGGGAGCAUCUUAAAAAUGCACCAAAGAUGAUAAUGACACAAAAACAAGAUGUUGAGUCAUCAGAUUCUUCUUCAUCUUCAGAGACAGACUCUUCCUCAGAUUCUGAUUCUGACAGCAGCAGUAGUAGCUCAGAAUCAUCCAGCAGCAGUGACUCCUCAUCUAGCAGUGAUAACAGCAGUGACUCAGAUGCUCCUAAAGCCAAAAGAAAGAGAAUGCAAAAGAAAAACAGAGAAUCUGAUAAAGGGUCGAGGAGAAAACAAGAAAGGAAAAGAAAAUCACAUGAAAAGAAACUGAGAAGGAGGCAACAAGAGGAAAGGAGUGAUACUGAGAGCAAAUCAGAAAGAAAUCACCGAAAGUUGAGGGAAUCGCACAGGAGAGAUGAUAUAUCAAAAUAUCAUCACAGAGAUGAGUCCAAUGGCAGAGACAGUUACCACAGUGGAAGGGAUAGGAACCAUGAAAGAAGUAAGGAUGUAGAAAAUAAACACAGUAAUUCAAAACCCAAGAAAGCAGAGAGAAGAGGUUCCUUUUCUGAUGAUGAAAAGUACAGGCACUGGAGUAAAGAUAAUGAACAUCACAGUAGAAGAAGGGAACGAUCAAGAUCUGGAGAGAGGGUCCAUAAUAAUUCAAGUCCAAGAGAGGAGGAGCAAGAAGGUCGAUACAGAAAUGGUUCGGAGAAGAACAGAGAGAAGUACAGCCGUUAUUCUGACCAGUACAGGGAAUCCAGAGAAUCCAGAAAGAAUGAGGACAGACGAAGAGAGAACUCCCCCCACAGACGAAAAUAAUGCCUCAGCAGAGGCUGAAAUUAAUGUGCAUUUCUGAGCUGUUAAAACUGUAUCUUAAAAGAUGUUACUGAACUGUCUUUGAAAACAAAAAUUUUGUACAAAGUGAUAGUUUGCAUUUGUAAAUUUUAUUAGUCUUUUUCAAAUUUUCAGUACCACUUUUUUAUAACUGUUUCAUUGAGUCUUUCUGUUCAAGUCUUCCUUUGGAAAGAUGAAGCUCUUUAUUUUGUGAAUAAAACUAUUAAGAUCUCUGUGAAAUGGGUGGUUUUGUCACUUAGUUUCAAAUAUCUGUAACUUCAUAGUCUAAAAAGAUAAUUUUUUAACUUUUCCUAUUAAUUGAAAGUCAGAUACUGAGAUUAGGGUGAUAAAUGUAAAAAUCUGAGAUUAGUGUGAAUGUUAGAAGAGUGGGCUUGAUGAAACUUUCAAGCAUCAGUGCGGCUGCUUCUGGCAUUCCAUUUAUUUGACCAAAAUUUUCAGGAAAUACUUCCGUUGAUUUGUUUGUUGUUUUUUUUUUUUUCUUCAAGAGUUAAAAAAUGGAAAAGCAAUAUUGCUGGUUUCAGCAUCACAUUUGAAAGUGUGUCAACUUGUUCUGUUGCUUUUCACGAUGCUUUUUAAUACUGUAACAUCCUGAUCUAGUUACACUUGUGAUAUUAAAAGUGGUUUUUUUUUCAGGGUUUUUUGUUUGUUGGUUUGGUUUGGGGGUUAUUUUCUAACUAUGAAUUUGGUCUUAAAAGUUACAGACUUCAACUUUAGCCCUACAAAGGAAGUGUUUGAGAGACAUCUUUCCCAUUUUUCUAUAUUCCUUAUAGAAAUGAAAUAGGAAAUCUAAAUAAGAGGUGGUUCAAAUCUUUUUAGACAUUUUGCACUCUCUGGCUUGAGAUGCUCAAGUUUAUUGGAAGCAAAGUUUAAAAAAAGAAAACAAAAAACUUUAGUUGCUGCACCAGUUUCUAGUAUAACAUGUUCUACCUGAAGCCAUUUGAAGCAAGUAGCUCAACAUUCAUUGUACAAGUAACAAAUCAAGAUCACCUGGUUAAGACUCUAAAUCUCAUUAGUAAGUAAGGAACAUUUUGAAAGCAUGAAAUAGAAAGUAGUGUGGACACUAUUUUCUAUUUCUCUGUCCACUAGUGUGGACAGAGGUGAUAGUUGUAUAUUAGACAAUUACUGAUGCCAUAAGAUUACAUUUUUUGUACUCUGAAAUGAGCACAAUUGCUGGGCAUAUUAGAACACAUUUCAUGUAUGAAAUUGUAUUUCAUCUUGUAUAAAGCAUAGGAAAUAUAUUUGAGCUGUUUUGUAACAGAAAAUGGAACAAUUCCUAAGGAAAUAGAUCAGUUUUGCCUAAGUCUUGUCACAACAUUUUUCCAAGAAAAAU